AUGUCCUGAACCAUGAGCACCCACAAACUGGAAGAGAAUAGUCAGGAGGGAGAUGCAGCGAGACUCGAGUGGAAGCCCAAGGUCAAAGAUGAGUUCAAAGAUAUUUCCAUAUACUUCUCCAAAGAAGAAUGGGCAGCGAUGGGAGAGUGGGAGAAAAUUCGCUAUAGGAACGUGAAAAAGAACUAUAAAAUGCUGGUCUCUAUAGGUCUCAAAGCCCCUAGACCAGCUUUCAUGUGUUACCAAAGGCAAGCGAUCAGGCCCCAGAUAGAAGACAGUGAGGAUUCUGAUGAAGAAUGGACUCCCAAGCAGCAAGUUAAUCCUCCUUGGGUGCCUUUCCGAGUGAAGCACACUAAACAGCAGAAGGAAGCACCUGGAAUGCCAUUAAAUAGUGAAUCUAAUGUGAAGAAAGUGCCUGGAAUAGAAAAUUUGCUGGAUACAAGUGGUUCAGAACUUGCCCAGAAACCAGUGUCCUCUUCUGGAGAAGGAAAUGCCUCUGGACAAAAACCAAAACCAAGGAGAAAAAAGGCUGAAGUGAAGAUGUACAGUCUGCGAGAGAGGAAGGACCUGGCCUAUGAAGAGGUCAGCGAGCCCCAGGACGAUGACUACCUCUAUUGCGAGAAGUGCCAGAAUUUCUUCAUCGACAGUUGUCCCAACCAUGGGCUUCCUAUAUUUAUAAAAGAUAGUGAGGUGGACGGGGGGCAUCCCAACCGCUCAGUCCUCAGUCUGCCCCCUGGACUGAGAAUUGGUCCAUCCAGCAUCCCUGAGGCUGGACUUGGAGUAUGGAAUGAAGCGUCAGACCUGCCGGUGGGCCUGCACUUUGGCCCCUAUAAAGGCCAGAUCACAGACGAUGAAGAGGCAGCCAAUAGUGGCUACUCCUGGCUGAUCACCAAGGGGAGAAACUGCUAUGAGUAUGUGAAUGGGCAGGAUGAGUCCCAAGCCAACUGGAUGAGGUAUGUGAACUGUGCCCGGGAUGAUGAGGAGCAGAACCUGGUGGCCUUUCAGUACCAUAGACAGAUCUUCUAUCGAACUUGCCGGGUCAUCAGACCAGGUUGUGAGCUUCUGGUCUGGUAUGGGGAUGAGUACGGCCAGGAACUGGGCAUUCAGUGGGGAAGCAAGAGGAAGAAAGGACUCACAACAGGAAGAGGUAGGCACUGCUGUGGUUCCUUAAAAAGAAACAAAGAAAAGAAGGAAUUUUCCUUGAAAAUUUUUGGACAGAGAUCCAUCCUUGUCUUUUGUGCUCUUUGGCCUUCUCAAGUCCAAAAUUCCUUAGUCAGCAUGUGCAAUGGAAUCAUCGCACUCAAAUCUUCUCAGGAGCAUCUGCAAAGAUAA
This is a messenger RNA of Chionomys nivalis (European snow vole), 1329 nucleotides long. RefSeq names its product histone-lysine N-methyltransferase PRDM9-like. Gene Ontology annotation, cellular component: nucleus. Gene Ontology annotation, biological process: regulation of DNA-templated transcription; positive regulation of reciprocal meiotic recombination. Gene Ontology annotation, molecular function: recombination hotspot binding; histone H3K4 methyltransferase activity; protein binding. NCBI's taxonomy places the organism in Eukaryota, Metazoa, Chordata, Mammalia, Rodentia, Cricetidae. The record is from RefSeq and is a predicted model, not a curated record.